AUGACGGACCAAGGUAACGCGGGAGAUCCUUACUUUUUAGUGGAGUUACUUGCUAAAAGCCUUGAAUACAUCAUCCCUAAGCUAGAAAAGGUGUGGGGAGUUGGAACCCUUCCAGAAUUGGGGAUAGUUUGUGGCUCUGGCUUAUCUACGAUGGCGGAUGCCCUGGAUGCUGUUAGUCUAGAAAUUCCAUUUGGAAAUAUUCCCAAUUUCCCAUUGAGCUCCGUUGCUGGACAUGCAGGGCUACUGAUAUUUGGAAAAAUCGAGGGAUUGCAUGUUGUGUUGCUUAGUGGCCGUGUUCACUACUAUGAAGGGUAUACACCCCAGCAAGCCUCAUACCCCAUCUUUCUUUUAUCUGGAUUAGGUGUAUCCUCAAUUGUGCUUUCAAAUGCAGCUGGUGGACUCUCCAUUAACUACAAAGUUGGUAACAUAGUGGUGAUUACUGAUCAUCUUUAUCUAGCCGGCAUUAGUGGAAUGAGUCCAUUAGUUGGGCCUCAUAUUGCCAUUCCCAAGAUUCUUUCUUCUCUCCGCAAUCUGUCUCAUUAUACAGCUCUCAAAUCUAGAAUUAAUGGCAGAAAUUCUGAAAGAUUUACUGCCCUCAAUGGAAUCUACUCUGCGCAUUUACGUAGACUUUUUGGCCAGGCAAUCGUCGAUACUGGUGCAUUUGAGGCCGGACAAAUUCAUUGUGGCGUUUAUGCUUAUACUGCUGGUCCUCAAUAUGAGUCACCUGCAGAAACCGUAGCCCUAAGGAAUAUGGGAGCAGACGCUGUAGGAAUGUCUACCAUUCCUGAGGUGUUGGUUGCUGCCCAAUAUGGCAUU
Molecule: messenger RNA, 816 nt
Organism: Mitosporidium daphniae
Lineage: Eukaryota; Fungi; Microsporidia
Product: purine nucleoside phosphorylase
Exons: 1
Biological process (GO): nucleoside metabolic process
Cellular component (GO): cytoplasm
Molecular function (GO): purine-nucleoside phosphorylase activity
Source: RefSeq, a predicted model, not a curated record